Molecule: messenger RNA, 3597 nt
Organism: Oncorhynchus masou masou (cherry salmon)
Lineage: Eukaryota; Metazoa; Chordata; Actinopteri; Salmoniformes; Salmonidae
Product: trinucleotide repeat-containing gene 6C protein-like
Biological process (GO): positive regulation of nuclear-transcribed mRNA poly(A) tail shortening; miRNA-mediated post-transcriptional gene silencing
Cellular component (GO): P-body; nucleoplasm
Molecular function (GO): protein binding; RNA binding
Source: RefSeq, a predicted model, not a curated record
AUGGACCUAAGGUUCCAGAGCAAGAGCUGGGGGGAGCCUUCCAGUGCCCACCCCAAACCAGAGCCCUCCUGGGGGGAGCCUGCUCCCCCUCUGGUCAGCGUGGACAACGGGACCUCCGCCUGGGGGAAACCCACCGGGAGCCAUGGGGGCUGGGGUGUGGGUGACAACAGCCCUGAACCCUACCGACGGGGCAACCCACCCCUUGGAUCUGCACCUUGCAAACCAGCCCCCAAAUCUAUGCAAGACGGCUGGGGUGGCGGAGGUGGCGAGGACAUGGGUUUGUCUGGGGGCCAGUGGGACCCUGACGACGGGGACAUGUGGAGCAGCCAGGCCUCCCAGGAGAGCAACUCCUGGGGCAACAGACCCAGGAAGGCCCCACCCAAGGGGAAGAUUCCGGGCAAGCAGGAGGAAGCCUGGAUCAUGAAUCGCCUGAUCAAGCAGCUGACAGACAUGGGCUUCCCUAGAGAUCCAGCCGAGGAGGCUCUGAAGAGGAACAACAUGAACCUGGACCAGGCCAUGAGUGCUCUGUUGGAGAAGAAGACGGAGCUCGACAGGCGGGGGAUGGGCAUGUCCGACUACAACAACUGUCUGAUCAACAAGGGGCCAAUGGGCUGCCGGCCUCCCCUCCACUCCAAAGAGUCCUCCUCAGAUCGCUCCCCUUUCCUCGACAAGGACGGUGUUGGUAGCCUGGUGGAGGACGUCCAUACCUCCUCACCGUUUAUGCCUUGUUCCCCCGGCCCCCUCGGCCUGAAACUCCCCUCCCUGCCUCUAUCCAGCCAGGGCCUGGGCGGCCCACAGGGCCUAGCCAUGCAAAACUUGAACAACAGACAGAUGCAGAGUGGAAUGUUGGGCUGUAGCGGUGCAGCACAAGCCCGGGCCAUGCAGCAGCCUCCUCCUCAGCUGCCAGUGCCGCCUCUCGGCUCCUCCCAGCCUAGUCUACGCGCUCAAGUGCCUCAGUUUCUCUCCCCUCAGGUUCAAGCACAGCUCUUACAGUUUGCAGCAAAAAACAUUGGUCUGAAUCCUGCACUUUUAACCUCACCAAUAAACCCUCAACAUAUGACCCUUUUGAACCAACUAUACCAGCUGCAACUGGCGUACCAGCGUUUACAAAUUCAACAGCAGAUGUUGCAGGCGCAGCGUAAUGUUUCUGGUCCCAUCCGACAGCAGGAGCAGCACGUUGCACGUACAAUCAAUAACAUGCAGCAGCAGAUCCAACAGCACCAGAGACAGCUGGCCCAGGCCCUGCUGAUGAAACAGCAGCAGACCCUCGGCUCCCUCUCCUCCUCCGGCCUGCACCACGGCCAAGGCAAAUCAGCCCUGGACUUGUUCCCAGGCCACCCCCAGGCUCCGGGCCUACCCGACCUGCAGACCAAAGAGCAGCAGUCGUCCCCCAACUCCUACAGCCCCUACCCUCUCUCUGGACUGAAUCCUAACAUGAAUGUAACCUGCAUAGAGGUGGGAGGCCUGUCCAUGAAGGAGCUUCCCCAGCCCCAGUCUCGCCUCUCCCAGUGGACACACCCCAACUCCAUGGACAGCCUCUCUGGAGGCUCGUCCUCUCUGGAGCCCAACCUGAACAAGCACGGUUCCAGCCUGGGCCCUCCCGGGAAGCCCCCCCAAAUGGAGGAUGGGUACAGCCCCUACGGCAUGAUGCCUGUCUCCGAGACCCCCACCAACCCCCUGGUGCCCCCAGACAGCUGGAGCCAGGGCAAGAGCCCCAACGACAAGAUGGUCAACGGCGCCAACAUCACCUGGCCUCCAGAGUUCUGCCCAGGCGUGCCCUGGAAGGGCCUGCAGAACAUCGACCCGGAGAAUGACCCCAACAUGACCCCGGGGAGCGUGCCCAGCGGCCCCACCAUCAACACCAACAUCCAGGACGUCAACCGCUACCUGCAGAGAGACCGCAGCGGAGGUAAAUUGUCGGACAUGAAGUCCACCUGGUCCCCGGGGCCCAUCUCCCACCCCUCCCAGGUCUCUCUGUCCCAUGAGUUGUGGAAGGUCCCCCAGGGGCCCCGUAGUAACACAGCCGCCCCCACACGGCCCCCCCCGGGCCUCACCAACCCCACCAAGCACUCCUCCACCUGGGGAGGCAACUCCCUGGGCCUGGCCCAAGGCUGGAGCAGCUCCUACUCCUCAGCAGCUACCACAUGGAGUACAGACAGCUCCAACAGGACCAGUAGCUGGUUGGUCCUGAGGAACCUCACUCCCCAGAUAGACGGCUCCACCCUGCGGACGCUAUGCAUGCAGCACGGCCCCCUCAUCACAUUCCACCUCAACCUGACCCAGGGCAACGCAUUGGUGCGCUACAGCUCCAAGGAGGAGGCCGCCAAGGCCCAGAAGUCCCUGCACAUGUGCGUUCUGGGUAACACCACCAUCCUGGCAGAGUUUGCUGGGGAGGAAGAGGUCCAGCGCUUCUUUGCACAGGGCCAGCAGCUCGCCUCAACUUCCAGCUGGCAGGCUGACCCAGGUGUCAAUCAGACGCGGAUGGGUGGUUCCGGGCCCAGAUCCUCGCACCCCAUUGGCCACCCCCACUGGAACUCUGGCGGCAGCAGUGGCAGCAUGGGAGGAGGUGGAGCCAAGACGGGCGGAGAUCUGCUCUGGGGGGGCGUGCCCCAGUACUCCAGCCUAUGGGGACCGCCCAGCGGAGAGGAGGGGCGGGUCAUGGGGAGUCCUACUCCAAUCAACACGCUGCUGCCUGGGGACCUGCUGAGCGGGGAGUCCAUGUAGGACCACGUCACAGAGCUCCAUGCUAGAAAAAGGAGGAAUGGAAUACUACACAGUAAUACAUAUAUACAUGUAUACAAACAGAAGAGCAAAAACCAAGCAAAUCAUUGUGGUGAUAAUCAGUGUGGGUGGGAUGAUCGAGGGACAGACUUGAGGAGGACGAGGUGACUCUUCUGUGUCCACGCUGCUCACCCUCUUCCAAUUUUUCUGUUUGUUUAAAAAUAAACAUUUCAUUUUAGAUUUGUUUGGCGAGAGGCUCUGGUUACAGUGUUUUAAGUUUGGACUUUCGGAAAAGCACGAGUAUGCCUUUGACUCAACCAACAAAGGAAGAGAAACAUUUGAACUUUACUCUGAGAACUAUUUGUCAUGUGAAACGUGUUUUAGACUAACUGCUUCAAACAAUGAGCUGCCAUCUUCAAAACUCCCAUAAUCCCUUGCUGCAUGGCAGCAGUCAAUCCACACCUCAGAGAAACCAUAGAUACACGUCAUUCCCAAAGCCCAUCCCCUUCCUGUCGGGAAGGUUCCAGAACUUUCUACCAGUCCGGAAUUUCUCUUGUUUGUUUUUUCUCAGCACUAAUUUCUAGCCUUAACCUCCCCCCUGGCCUCGUUCCCCUCCUUUAUUCACUGAUUCUCAUUCACUCUGUACUUACUGAAGAAAACGUACUGAGAAUUGCACACUCAUUUCUGAGCCAGCGAAAACCGAGGGGAGAGGAUGUGCUUGUGAGAGACUGAGGCCACUGCAGCUCUCGACUGGAAUCCUCGGCGGUCACAAGCAUAUUAUUCAGUCCCCACCACUCUUAAAGGGAUUGAUGAUGCAAACGCAAAAGAUCUUCGCCUUGUUCAUUUUAAAGCCAUUUUUGUCAUGGAGGAGUUUUG